Phycodurus eques (leafy seadragon) is the source of this 744-nucleotide messenger RNA. RefSeq names its product mitochondrial ribosomal protein S33 (gene mrps33). The transcript has 3 exons. The record is from RefSeq and is a predicted model, not a curated record. NCBI's taxonomy places the organism in Eukaryota, Metazoa, Chordata, Actinopteri, Syngnathiformes, Syngnathidae. The coding region runs from base 147 to 467 and encodes 106 amino acids. Gene Ontology annotation, cellular component: mitochondrion.
UCAGUGAAGGUUAGGCACAAGCCCAACACAUCUUUUAAUCGCUCACUGUUUAAUGUGAUAUUUACAAAUUGUUUAUCAUGCUUUAUUUGCGGUUACGAGUCUAACCUGCCCUGUAGGUUUUAUUACAGCCUUGCGAUUUAGCAAUUAUGGCCGGCUUGUCCAACUAUGCACUGCGCAUGGCCCGGCUGAGUGCUCAAAUAUUCGGGGAUGUCGUACGUACGACAGACUCCAAGUCGAUGAAGGUGGUCCGGCUUUUUCAGGAGCCACCCAUGGCCAAGAGGAAGGAGGUAUACGACUGGUACCCGCAGCACAAGAUCUACUACGCCAUGACGCAGAAGCUCAGGUUCAUGGGACUUUUCAGGGACGAGCACGAGGAUUUCAAGGAGGAGAUGCGUCGCCUGCGGAAGCUGAGAGGGAAAGGCGUACCAAAGAAAGGAGAAGGGAAGAGAGCGGGCAAGAAGAAGUGAGCCACGACAUUGCCGCUGCGCAACUUCGAAAUCGGGACUGUUGAGAGCCUUCAACAAUUCAUCGCCCUUCCAAUACGGUCUUCGCAAUAUUCGUGGGCUUCAUACCCAGUGGAAAAGAAAGGAACGAUUAUGUUUGUAUGAAAUAUUAGUGUGUGUCUUAUACUCAUUUUAUGGCAUCUUUAGGUUUCAGGAUAUGUGAAGAUUUCUGUUGACGGCAGUUGAAAUGUUGCUCGAAGUUGAAAGUUUUGAGGGGAACAAAAUAAAAGACUGCCAUCCA